Messenger RNA from Pneumocystis murina B123, 1065 nucleotides. Its product is annotated as ATP synthase F1, gamma subunit. Gene Ontology annotation, molecular function: proton-transporting ATP synthase activity, rotational mechanism. Lineage: Eukaryota; Fungi; Ascomycota; Pneumocystomycetes; Pneumocystales; Pneumocystaceae. Bases 42 to 977 code for a protein of 311 amino acids. Gene Ontology annotation, biological process: proton motive force-driven ATP synthesis. The transcript is spliced from 8 exons. The record is from RefSeq and is a predicted model, not a curated record.
AAAAAUUAUUUAUAUUUUAAAGCAGAAAAAGAAGCCAAAAUAUGUCAAAUUCGAUGGUUAAUCGAUCUUUAUUAAAAAGCCUAUGUAUUUUUUAUGGGGGUUUUAAAAAUAUAUUUCAGAUACGCCAUAUGGCAACACUACGAGAGAUUAAAGGCCGAUUAAAGUCUAUUGAAAAUAUUGAGAAAAUUACAAAAACAAUGAAGACAGUUGCAUCGACAAAGUUAUCGCAUUCUCAAAAGGCAAUGGAGAAGGCUAAAGUCUAUCCUAUUUUUCAAGAAGAAAUUUUUUUUAACUCGGAAAUAAAAGCGCCAAAACAGUCUAAAACUCUUUAUAUUGUUUGUUCUUCAGAUAAGGGUCUUUGUGGCGGGAUACAUUCUCAAUUAACUCGGAUGACACGAGAAUUAGUUGAAAAAAAUCCAGAGGGCCAUGUAGUCAUACUUGGUGAUAAAGCUAAAAUGCAGCUUACUAGAUAUAUUUCAAGAAAUAUCAUAAUGUCAUUUACUCAAAUUGGUAAAGAUAUUCCUACAUUUUAUGAUGCACAAGUGAUUUCAAAUGCAAUCAUUCAAUCUAACAGAGAUUUUGACAAGGCUGAUAUUAUAUAUAACAGUUUUAAAAGCACAAUUUCAUAUCUACCAGCUAUAAAAACUAUUUAUUCUGAGAAUUUUUUGAAAGAUUCUGAAAAUUAUCAUAUUUAUGAAGUCGAAGACGAUGUUUUAGCAAAUUUUAAAGAAUUUUUACUUUCAGCUGGAAUCUUUUCUGCACUUGUUGAGGGUCAUGCUUGUGAAAUUUCUGCUCGACGAAACGCUAUGGACAACGCUUCAAAAAAUGCAUUAGAAAUGAUUAAAAAGUUCAAAAUUAUUUUUAAUCGUCAACGACAGAUAAGUUUUUUCUUUUUUCUUCUUCCAAUUCCUAACUUCUUUUACGCAGUUAUUACUACAGAAUUAAUAGAUAUCAUUACUGGUGCUAGCGCUUUAUAAACUGAUCUUUUUAUCUAAAAAAAAAAAACAAAAAUCUUCACCUUUAUAUCUACUUUCUUAUUUGUUUUCUUCAAUAAUACAUUUUCUU